UAAAACGGCUUUUUAGCCUGUUGCAACUGUUUGUGUUAGCAUCCGGUGCUAACGGUACAACAACCUAUCGAGUAAAUACCCGCUCAACAUAAGAAGUUACCAAGUUGCAUGUUGCCUUUUCUGACUGCUGUAUUGUUGAUAUACUUGUUGUGUUAUUAAACAAACGGUAGAUAACCCUCGUGGAAACGGGACGAUGUUCACUUAAUGUGCUGCUGCUUCAAUGGAUUCUAUUCGAGCAUCGGAUCGCAUGUGUACCUAAAAAACACAACUUUAGCUCCUUCAACACUCCGACCAGCUGGCUUGGAUACAAGUCCACUUCCCGACCCCAUCGUGAUGAAGUGGUGCUCCGUCCACGAUGCUUUUCUAUUCUCAUGGUUAAGCCUAUCAUUAACAUAACUCUUCUUUUUAUAGUGUAACGACACCCAAAUAAUUUCAACCCUGGAGACAACCAUGACCUCCCUGGGGAGCAGUAGUUCCUCAGCCACGGAAUACACAGUGCGAGUCCCCAAAAACACCAGCAAAAAGUACAACCUCAUGGCUUUCAAUGCUGGAGACAAAGUCAACUGUUCAACCUGGACACAGGCUCGUAUGGAAAGAGACAUGAGUGGCCGGCGGAUAUAUGGGGACGAAGAGACGGCCGAUGGCGCAGCCGGCAGUGAGUUUGGCAAAAAGCAGCGCGAGGAAGCGCGCCGGAAGAAGUUUGGUAUCGUCAAACGAGAGUUCAAAGUGGAGGAUCAGCCCUGGAUUCUCAAGAUCAAUGGCAAGGCCGGCAAGAGGUUCAAAGGUCUAAAGAAAGGCGGUGUUACAGAAAAUGCAUCCUACUACAUCUUUACCCAGUGUCCUGAUGGAGCGUUCGAGGCCUUCCCUGUCCACGGCUGGUACAACUUUACGCCGCAGGCCAAGCACCGAACCCUCACUGCUGAGGAGGCUGAGGAGGAGUGGGGCAGAAGAAACAAAGUGGUGAAUCACUUCAGCAUCAUGCUGCAGAGACGUUUCCGGGAGCAGGAGCGUGGCGGUAACGAUGAUGAUGAUGACGAGAAUGAGAAGUCGGGGAAGAAGAAAAAAAAGGGGGGUGGCAGAGGGGGCGAUCUGCGCAUUCACGACCUGGAGGAGGACCUGGAGAUGAGCAGCGAUGACAGUGACAGCAGUCUGGGGGACGACGGAGAGAGUAAGGCAAAGUCGAAGAAAAACGCAGGGAAAGGAAAAGCAAAGAAGAAGAAGAAGAGAAAGAGCAGCGACAAAGAGGCCUUGGAGGACAGCGAUGACGGCGACUACGAGGGUCUCGAGGUGGAUUACAUGUCGGAUGAAAGCAGUUCAGAAGAAGAGCCGGAAAAGGGAAAGAUCAGAAAAGGAGAGGAUCAUCCCAAAGGGAUCGAUGAGAUGUCCGAAAGUGAGGAAGAGAGUGAGGAGGAGAAAGCCAACGAAGAGGAAGCAAAAGAGGAGGAAGAAGAAGAGGAAGGAAAGAAGACGCCGGUCCAAGCGGAAAAGAAGAAGAAAAAAGACAGCAGCGGAGAGUCCGAAAGCUCCGACGACAGUGACAUCGAUGGAGAGACUCCCUCCGCGCUGUUCAUGAAGAAGCGCACGCCUCCUAAACGUGGAGGACGUGGCUCUGCAGGCAGCUCCAGGACCGGCAGUCGCCCCGGGACCCCAUCCAUCGACUCCGCCUCCACCUCCAACACGCUCCGCGCUGCUGCCAGCAAGCUCGAGCAAGGUAAGAGACCGACUCCGGGUCCCAGCGCCGACUCUCCAGCUGCCAAAAGGCUCAAAAUGGAGCCCAGCAGUCAGAGCCCAGCUCCCUCUGGGAAGAGUACGCCUCAACCACCAUCAGGCAAAUCCACUCUCAGCUCCAGUGACGUGCAGCUGACGGAGGAAGCAGUCCGGCGAUACCUGAUCCGUAAACCGAUGACCACCAAAGACCUGCUGAAGAAGUUCCAGACCAAGCGCACCGGUUUGAGCAGCGAGCAGACCGUCAACGUGCUGGCACAGAUCCUGAAGCGCCUCAAUCCGGAGCGCAAGAAUGUGAACGACAAAAUGCACUUCUACCUCACUGAGUAAGUGAAGGAAGAGGGCGGAGAGGACAUGAACCUCUUCAUUCAGAAAGCCAUGUUCCCCUCCGAGAGGGUUUGUGUCCGUUUUAAAACAUGUUGUGACGUGCCGCGGGAUCGGAAGUUGAGACCGUCAUCACUGGUGGCAGUUAUCAAAAAGUAUUAUGUUCAGUUAGUGUUAAGCAUCCUGCAUUUGUUUUUCAUUCCCUUAAAUCUCACGUUAAAUAUUAGAAAAACAACUGGAUUUCUAGUUGUUCGCCAUGUGUGAACAGUUUAACUUGGAACUUAAUGAUACAAUAAAAGUAUGGAACUUGUUUUUCUGAGGUAGAAUUCUUUCCAAUAAAACAUCAAAUCUGAA
Messenger RNA from Pseudoliparis swirei, 2403 nucleotides. It is a transcript of the gene gtf2f1, whose product is annotated as general transcription factor IIF, polypeptide 1. The transcript is spliced from 13 exons. Bases 451 to 2055 code for a protein of 534 amino acids. Gene Ontology annotation, cellular component: transcription factor TFIIF complex; nucleus. Lineage: Eukaryota; Metazoa; Chordata; Actinopteri; Perciformes; Liparidae. The record is from RefSeq and is a predicted model, not a curated record. Gene Ontology annotation, biological process: transcription initiation at RNA polymerase II promoter; positive regulation of transcription elongation by RNA polymerase II. Gene Ontology annotation, molecular function: RNA polymerase II general transcription initiation factor activity; DNA binding; TFIIF-class transcription factor complex binding.